UGAGGGCGGGAUGUUUUGGGGGGCGGGGGUCCCGAUGACGGCAUCAGAGCGCGCCGCGCUGGGGCGGGGAGCCCGACCGCAGCGCGGGGGGACGGCGCCAACAGCCAAGCCGGGCCCAGAGCAGCCCUCCCUCGGCAUGGGGCUGGAGGCCCAGGGGCUGCCAGGGGCUGAGGAGGCCCCAGUGAGGGUGGCCCUGCGAGUCCGCCCGCUGCUGCCCAAGGAGCUGCUGCAUGGCCACCAGACCUGCCUGAGGGUGGAGCCAGGGCAUGGCUGUGUCACCCUGGGUCGAGACCGCCGUUUUGGCUUCCACGUGGUGCUGGAUGAGGACACCGGGCAGGAGGCCGUGUACCAGGCCUGUGUGCAGCCGCUCCUCGAGGCUUUCUUUGAGGGCUUCAAUGCCACCGUCUUUGCCUAUGGUCAGACAGGCUCCGGGAAGACGUACACCAUGGGGGAGGCCAGUGUGGCCUCUCUUCAUGAGGAUGAGCAGGGCGUCAUCCCACGGGCCAUGGCCGAGGCCUUCAAGCUUAUCGAUGAGAACGACCUGCUUGACUGCCUGCUGCAUGUGUCCUACCUGGAAGUGUACAAGGAGGAGUUCCGAGACCUGCUGGAGAUGGGCACCGCCAGCCGUGACAUCCAGCUUCGGGAGGAUGACCGCGGGAAUAUUGUGCUGUGUGGGGUGAAGGAGGUGGACGUGGAGGGCCUGGAUGAGGUGCUGAGCCUCCUGGAGGUGGGCAACGCAGCGCGGCACACGGGGGCCACGCACUUCAACCGCCUCUCCAGCCGCUCCCACGCAGUCUUCACCGUGACCCUGGAGCAGCGGGGGCGCAUCCCCAGUCGCCUGCCGCGACCUGCCGCGGGCCAGCUGCUCGUCUCCAAGUUCCACUUCGUGGACCUGGCGGGCUCGGAGCGGGUGCUCAAGACGGGCAGCACGGGAGAGCGGCUCAAGGAGAGCAUCCAGAUCAACAGCAGCCUCCUGGCGCUGGGCAACGUCAUCAGCGCCCUGGGCGACGCCCAGCGCCGCGGCAGCCACAUCCCCUACCGGGACUCCAAGAUCACCCGGAUCCUCAAGGACUCUCUGGGCGGCAACGCCAAGACGGUGAUGAUCGCCUGCGUCAGCCCCUCCUCCUCCGACUUCGACGAGACCCUCCACACCCUCAACUACGCCAGCCGCGCCCAGAACAUCCGCAACCGCGCCACUGUCAACUGGCGGCCUGACGCCGAGCGGCAGCCCCAGGAGGCGGUGGCGGGCGCGCGGGGGCCGCCGCGGCACCGCUCGGAGACGCGCAUCAUCCACCGCGGCCGGCGCGUCCCGGGCCCCGCCGUCGCCUCCGCCGCGGCCGCUGCCCGCCUGGGCGCCGAGUGCGCGCACUACCGGGCCCGCACCGACGCCGCCUACUGCCUCCUGCGCGAACUGCAGGCCGAGCCCGGGCUGCCCGGCGCCGCCGCGCGCAAGGUGCGCGACUGGUUGUGCGCCGUCGAGGGCGAGCGCAGCACCCUGAGCUCCGCCUCUGGGCCCGACAGCGGCAUCGAGAGCGCUUCCGCCGAGGAGCAGGUCUCCCAGGGGCCCGGCGGGCGACAGGAAGAUGAGGGGGCGCUGCAGCUGCUGGCCCUGCAGAACCAGGUGGCGCGGCUGGAGGAGGAGAACAGAGACUUUCUGGCCGCUCUGGAGGACGCCAUGGAGCAGUACAAGCUGCAGAGUGACCGUCUGCGGGAGCAGCAGGAGGAGAUGGCGGAGCUGCGGCUGCGGCUAGAGCUGGUGCAGCCUGGCUGGGGGGCCCCAGGGCUCCUGCAGGGCCUGCCCUCGGGGUCCUUCGUGCCCCGGCCUCACACAGCCCCCCUGGGGGGUGCCCGCACUCAUGUGUUGGGCAUGGUGCUCUCUGCCUGCCUUCCUGGUGAUGAGAACUGGGGAGAGGUGACCAGUGGCGGGGAGGCUGGAGCCGAGUUGCUGGCAGAGGCAGACAAGCUGGGAAGUGGCUCUUCGGCUGCUUCAGAGGAGGAGGGGGAGGAGCAGCCUCCACCCAGGAGGGCCCUGCACCUGCGCAGGAACGGGGUCAGCAAGUGGAGCCAGAGGGCGGGGGCCCGCCCAGGGAGUCCGCUGGAGAGGAAGGGCCCAGAGCUCCGCCUUGAGGAGAUGGGUACAGCUGUCCCAGGGCCUAGCGCAGUCUGUGGGAGCAAGACCCCCACUCGGCCCCGCCAGGCCCCCACUGCCACGGCCUCCGAGUGGCGGCUGGCCCAAGCCCAGCAGAAGAUCCGCGAGCUGGCCAUCAACAUUCGCGUGAAGGAGGAGCUGAUUGGCGAGCUGGUCCGCACGGGGAAGGCUGCGCAGGCCCUGAACCGGCAGCACAGACAGCACAUCGGGGAGCUGGAGCAGGCGGCAGAGGGGGUGCGCGCCGAGCUGAGUGAGAGCCAGAGGCGGCUGCGGGAGCUGGAGGGCAGGGAGCCCCGGGACGCGGGUGAGCGGUCGCAGCUCCAGGAGUUCCGCAAGAGGGUCGCUGCUGCCCAGAGCCAGGUGCAGGUGCUGAAGGAGAAGAAGCAGGUGACAGAGCGGCUGGUGUCGCUGUCGGCCCAGAGUGAGAAGCGGCUGCAGGAGCUGGAGAGGAAUGUGCAGCUCAUGCGACAGCAGCAGGGGCAGCUGCAGAGGCGGCUCCGCGACGAGACGGAGCAGAAGCGGCGCCUGGAGAUGGAGAUGAACAAGCGGCAGCACCGAGUCAAGGAGCUGGAGCUGAAGCACGAACAGCAGCAGAAGAUUCUGAAGAUCAAGACUGAAGAGAUCGCGGCGUUCCAGAGGAAGCGGCGCAGUGGCAGCAACGGCUCUGUGCUCAGCCUGGAGCAGCAGCAGAAGAUUGAGGAGCAGAAGAAGUGGCUGGACCAGGAGAUGGAGAAGGUUCUGCAGCAGCGGCGGGCGCUGGAGGAGCUGGGGGAGGAGCUCUGCAAGCGGGAGGCCAUCCUGGCCAAGAAGGAGGCCCUGAUGCAAGAGAAGACGGGGCUGGAGAGCAAGCGCCUGCAGUCCAGCCAGGCCCUCAGCGAGGACAUCGUGCGAGUGUCUAGCCGGCUGGAACACCUGGAGAAGGCGCUGUCCGAGAAGAACGGGCAGCUGCGGCAGGGCGGCGCGCAGAGCCGGCGGCAGAUCCGGGAGGAGAUCGACGCUCUGCGCCAGGAGAAGGACUCCUUGCUGAAGCAGCGCCUGGAGAUCGACGGCAAGCUGCGGCAGGGCAGCCUGCUGUCCCCCGAGGAGGAGCGGACGCUGUUCCAGCUGGACGAGGCCGUCGAGGCCCUGGAUGCGGCCAUCGAGUACAAGAACGAGGCGAUCACGUGCCGCCAGCGGGCGCUGCGGGCCUCGGCCUCCUUGCUCUCCCAGUGCGAGAUGAACCUCAUGGCCAAGCUGAGCUACCUCUCGUCCUCCGAGACCAGAGCCCUGCUCUGCAAGUACUUUGACAAGGUGGUGACACUCCGGGAGGAGCAGCACCAGCAGCAGGUCGCCUUCUCGGAGCUGGAGAUGCAGCUGGAGGAGCGGCAGCGGCUGGUGUACUGGCUGGAGGCGGCCCUGGAGCGGCAGCACCUGGAGGUGGACCGCCAGCUGACCCUGCAGCAGAAGGAGCAUGAGCAGAGGGUGCAGCUCCUCCUCCAGCAGAGCCGGGACCACCUGGGUGAGGGCUUCGCCGAUAGCAAGAGGCAGUAUGAGACCAGGAUCCAAGCCCUGGAGAAGGAGCUGGGCCGCCACGUGUGGGUCAACCGGGAACUGAGGCGGCGGCUUGGUCGGAGCGCUGCAGGCCAGAGCGGGGGUGGGGAGAAGAGGUCCCCGUGCCCGGAGAACAGGCAACCCCCUGUAAGUGAAGAUGAACUUCCAGCCCCCGAGCUUUGGCAGGCCCCCCUCACCGAGGGUGCCCCCCACGCCCGAGAAGAGAUGCGGGACACAGUCCACGCCCCGCUGCCGUUGAAAUGGAAACGCUCAAGCCUGUGUGGUGAGGAGCAGGGCCAGUCCGAGGAGCUGCGGCAGCAGCGGGAGGCCGCUGAGCCGCAGGCGGGGCGGGUGCUGCCUGGGGGAGAGGCGGGUCUGCCCCGGAGCAGCGGGCCCUCGCCCAAGGCCCCGCGGGACCUGCGAAGAGCCAGCCCCGGGAUCAUCGACGUCAGGAAAAACCCCCUGUAGGCUCCUGGGCAGAGCUGGCCUUGGAGGGAGAGUCCCAGCCUGCCGAAAGGGAGAAAUGGAAGUUUGAUUUGCAAGACAAUCGCAGGAAUCAGAUUGGGGAACACAACAGACCUGAAAGCUUUCCAGAGGCCAAGACAGGCUGCUCGCCGACACUCGGCAGAGAUGGGCGACCCGGGUGAACGUCCCCCUGGAUGGUGAGGACCAGGCCAGGCCGUGGGCUGGCUGACCUCCAGGUCAGACCAUGAGUCGUGGCUGCUCCAGAAACCACUAGUGCUGGACCAUGGUCACAGUUAACCUCAGGCUAGAACAUUAAACAGAAACGCACCAAAUGCUAAGUAGCCAGAGAUGAUU
Manis pentadactyla (Chinese pangolin) is the source of this 4498-nucleotide messenger RNA. It is a transcript of the gene KIF7, whose product is annotated as kinesin family member 7. The transcript has 20 exons. The record is from RefSeq and is a predicted model, not a curated record. Gene Ontology annotation, molecular function: microtubule binding; microtubule motor activity; ATP binding. Gene Ontology annotation, biological process: mitotic spindle organization; microtubule-based movement. NCBI's taxonomy places the organism in Eukaryota, Metazoa, Chordata, Mammalia, Pholidota, Manidae. Bases 11 to 4147 code for a protein of 1378 amino acids.